Molecule: messenger RNA, 441 nt
Organism: Microthlaspi erraticum
Lineage: Eukaryota; Viridiplantae; Streptophyta; Magnoliopsida; Brassicales; Brassicaceae
Source: the annotation of a GenBank genome assembly
AUGGUGUCGUUGGUGAGGUGGGAACCAAUUGUGGAUCCAACAUAUCCCUCGGCCAUCAAGUUUUGGGUUCUCCUGAUGGGGAUUCUAAUCUAUUUCUGGGCGGAACCCACUUUCCGGUGCAUUGGUGAAGCCAUCAUAGAAGUUUUGGAGGGUAAACAAUCAAAAAGGAUGGAAAAAGGAGCAAAAGAGCCUCAAACCAUGAUCCAUGCAAGUUUCCAAGUCAAGAACAUCAUUUUAUCUCCAAGUGUCAAUUCUCGCUAUCGAGCAGGAACAAAGCUUCGGAAGUUUGGCCGCGAACGGAGGAGUUCCCGACGUCCAAAAGUCACGAUCUUGAUAUGGAAAGAUAGAUACUUGAGUCAUGCAUCACGUCGAAGUGGAAUGAAGUCAUUUGGAUCCACCAUCGGGCCGGAACUUAUUUUCUACCGAGACAUGUCCGGUUAG